UAAUGAUGUACAAGGAAAAGGGGAAACAACAUAGAACUUGACGAGAGAAGAAGUAGAAGCCAACCCCAUGUGAGCUGUUCAUUUCGACUUCAUAAUUUCGCUUCCAUAGCCAGUAAGCUUAUUGUUGCUGAUCUGCGGAUUACGAAGCCGCAUGAUCUUCACGAUAAACACAAUGAAUUUCGAGCAUUGUUUGCUCCCAAGCUGCAAAAAUCUAACGUGGGUCUUCUUCUUCUUCACCUUCUUCUUGCUGUUCUCUCUCUCCCUCUCCGAUCCCCGGAUAUCUCAGUCCGGACUCUACUGUGGCGCCUUCAAGUCCCCACCAGUCACCAACUUCAUCCCUACCUUUGUCAAAGAAAUGGAGAGCCUAUCCCAGCUCAUCACCACCAAACACUGGGGCACCCACUUUGUCAACUUCACUCCGCCCAUGUACGGCCUAGCUCAAUGCUUCCAAGACCUUUCCCACACUGACUGCCUCCUUUGCUAUGCGGCAAGCCGCACCAAUCUUCCUCGCUGCCUUCCCUCCAUCUCAGCUCGCAUUUACCUCGAUGGCUGCUUCCUGCGCUACGAUAACUACAGCUUCUACCAUGAAGCUACCGACCCUUUCAUCGACACUGUGAACUGUAGCUCAAAAAAUGGUAUGGUGGGGGAUGGAGUCGCUAGGUUCGAGUUUGUUAGGACUGUUGGGUUUGUGAUUGGGAACGUUACGAGGGCUGCCGUGGCAAACAAAGGGUUUAGCUUGGCCGAAGUGGAUGGAGUGUUUGCGUUGGCGCAGUGUUGGAAGAGUGUUGGGAGCGAGGGAUGCAGAGAGUGCUUGGAGAAGGCGGGGAAGACGGUGAGAAGGUGCGCGCCUAGGAGGGAAGGGAGAGCGCUGAAUGCUGGGUGUUAUUUGAGGUAUUCGACUGAGAAGUUUUACAAUGAUAAGGGAGAAGCAGAGAAUGGUGCUCACGGGUCUUCUCGAACAGGAGUCAUCGUAGCCAUUGUUUUAUCGGCAGCAGCCUUCUUAAUGCUUUUUCUGUUUGUCACAUAUGCAGGCUAUGCAAGAUUAUUACGGAUCAAUGAAGAGCGCAGCAGUCUGGGAAAAAUCUCGACUAGUAUUAACAAGUGUGAUUGGAACUUCAAGUAUGAAACUCUUGAGAAGGCAACAGACUACUUUAAUCCCUCGAAGAAAAUAGGUCAAGGAGGAGCUGGUUCUGUAUACAAGGGGACUCUUCCAAAUGGGAAAACCGUUGCUGUUAAGAGAUUGAUAUUCAAUACCAGGCAAUGGGUGGAUGAAUUUUUCAAUGAAGUAAAUUUAAUCACUGGAGUUCAUCACAAGAAUCUUGUGAAACUUUUGGGUUGCAGCAUUGAAGGCCCUGAGAGCCUCCUGGUUUAUGAGUAUGCGCCGAACAGGGGUCUCGAUCAGUUCAUUUUUGAUAAGAAUAAAGCCCAGAUUCUAAAUUGGAAGCAGCGAUUUGAUAUCAUUGUUGGAACAGCUGAAGGGCUUGCAUAUCUUCAUGGAGGUACUAAAGUAAGGAUAAUUCACAGGGAUAUAAAAAGCAGCAAUGUUCUACUGGAUGAAAAUCUCACUCCAAAAAUCGCCGACUUUGGCCUUGCUCGAUGUUUUGCCCCUGAUCAAACUCAUCUUAGUACUGGCGUUGCUGGGACACUAGGUUACAUGGCUCCUGAGUAUCUUGUUCGAGGACAACUCACAGAGAAAGCAGAUGUUUUUAGUUUUGGAGUGCUGGUCCUUGAGAUUGUAAGCGGUAGGAGGAAUAAUGCCUUCAUUGAGGACUCUGGUUCUCUUCUACAAACAGUAUGGAAACUCUACAGAGCAAAUAAAUUGGCUGAAGCUGUUGACCCUCGCCUGAGAGAUAAAUUUCCUGUAAAAGAGGUAUCGGAUGUGCUUCAAAUUGGGCUUUUGUGCGCACAAGCUUCAGUUGCUUUGAGACCAUCAAUGGAGGAGGUAAUUCAGUUACUAACUAAUGGACAAUGUGAGAUUCCUAUACCAAACCAACCUCCUUUCCUGAGUGCCAAUGUGCUAGAGUCAACCAGCUCCAUGAAGUCCUAUAACAUGAACAGCUUAGAGUCACAUGCGGCAACGAAGAUUGAGGCAUCCUACACUUCGGAGUCCUCUAGUAUCGACAGUUCAGAUGGGCUAUCGAAGUCCUGCAGAAGUAAAUCCGAGCGAAAUUUCUAAUGAAAAUGCUAAUGUAAGUACAGCAAUGCGAAAUGAUCAAACUCACUUCUGUAAGUUGAAGUCUUGCUUGAUUCUAUACAGCAAAGCACCCUCUAAG
Molecule: messenger RNA, 2273 nt
Organism: Juglans microcarpa x Juglans regia
Lineage: Eukaryota; Viridiplantae; Streptophyta; Magnoliopsida; Fagales; Juglandaceae
Product: cysteine-rich receptor-like protein kinase 42
Exons: 6
Coding region: 152-2176 (674 amino acids)
Biological process (GO): protein phosphorylation
Molecular function (GO): protein kinase activity; ATP binding
Source: RefSeq, a predicted model, not a curated record